Messenger RNA from Photinus pyralis (common eastern firefly), 4446 nucleotides. RefSeq lists its product as uncharacterized. Gene Ontology annotation, molecular function: DNA-binding transcription factor activity, RNA polymerase II-specific; sequence-specific DNA binding. Gene Ontology annotation, cellular component: nucleus. NCBI's taxonomy places the organism in Eukaryota, Metazoa, Arthropoda, Insecta, Coleoptera, Lampyridae. The record is from RefSeq and is a predicted model, not a curated record. The coding region runs from base 245 to 4156 and encodes 1303 amino acids. Gene Ontology annotation, biological process: regulation of transcription by RNA polymerase II. The transcript is spliced from 10 exons.
ACACUGUAUAUAAAAAAGUUUAACAUACAAUGUAUAUUAGCAAUACAGAGCGGAUCUUUAUGCAAUCGAAGGAGAAAUGUUUAUAUUUCCCGCUCUAACGCACAAGUUUUGGUUGACCAAUAAACGUCGAGUGUUACUUAAAAUUUAUUGUAAUAUGGCCGCCAGUGUUAGUUAGGUGUUAUUUUGACAAGUUGUGUUUUUCUUAAUUUUUCAAGAUAUCUAAGAGCAAGAUAGUAAAUUAAGUAUGUCUCGCAAAAAUGUUCGGCGUGCAGCCAGUACGGAGGCAUUGAAACAAAUGCAACUUCUCUCUGACACUGCGUACGAUGACGAUCCUAGCGACACAUUUCGCGUACCAUCAGAGGAUGAUGAUUACAUGGCAGAAGACGAAAUGCCACCCAAAAAAAAGUAUCGCCUUAGCCAUCGCAAAUCGUCAGACGGUAAUGAUCGCGACGUAAUAGUCCUUAAGAGCAUUGGUAGCGAUGAUGCCAGCGACGAGCCGUUUCUUAUGGAAUGCGAGGAAGAUGAACUGUCCUCGGUUCAGGUUGAGUGGCAUAAGAAGGUGGAAAAUGAGCUGGACGAGUUGUCAAAGAAACUGGAUACGUUCACCAAGCAUGACAACACUGAAAUUCUGCACCAAGGGGAGGCUUGCAGUAUCUAUCAGAUUGAAAACAUUACAUCAACCACUAUUCCUGAAACUCCGAAGAAAAAAGCUACACAAAGUGUAUCAAGCACUCAACAGAAUGUAGUAUUAAAACCGGGCAAGCAAAAUAAUUCGUAUCAGUUAGUUAUGGAUCCCAGAUUGGGUGUUAUAGUGGGCACAAUGACACCGACGGGUAGCAAAAACACCUCUUCUUCUCCAUCAGUAUCCAAACCUCAAGUACCAACACCAGUGACAACGAUCACAAGGACCCAACCUCAGCGGCGGCGCGGAAGGAAUAGUGUUGUCGUACCAUCAUUGUCUCCAGCGAAAGCCCAAAAGGCAGUUUCUGUGGGACCGCCACCUUUAGUACAGCUGCGACCGACAGAGACUUCUAAAAACAGUAGUGCCAACGUACAGAAACCUACUACUCCUUCUGCCUCACCUGCUGUUGUUGAUCUGACAACGGAUGACAGUCGACCGCUGCCUGAUUCUCGAGAAAUCUCCUUCAAUAAGCUGCAAGGGAAGACCUUUCCUUCGCUUGUGGUCGUCGCCCGUCCUCACCUCGGCAUAAAAGAUGUUACUGGAGGUGACCGAUCUAAGUUAGACUCCAAAGUAAAAAGUGUACUAAUGCACGUACCUACAAAGUUUACAGAAUGGUUGAUACAGCAGGGCUUGGUACGAUCCGAACAGUACUGUGUGAAUCAUUCAUCCGCAAAAUUGAAACUAGGAAUGUACAGCGAUGUUUCGAGGUUUCCCUUUUCGGGUGGCUAUGUUUGGAUUUCGGAAUGUUGUCCUACUAGAUUUGUAUCUGUGUUUAGUGGGUCAAUAUUUGAAAAUUGUCCCUACCCUCCCAGUGUUAUAUUAAAGCUAAUUUAUCAUUGGGCCUGCCAAACAAAUAUUCAAAAUGUCGUACAAUGGGUUAAAGUUGAUAACUUUUACGUGAAGGGUAUAUAUACAUGGUUACGGGCGAUGUGUACAGUAGCUUUACAUUCUCAUGUUAAGCCGCUUGGGGGUCCAGGGCGCCGUGUCGAAGUUGGUGUGAUAUCAUUGGGGACGACAUCUCAAGAUGGGCAACAGAGACAGGUUAAAGUUGAAGUGCUUGGUUUGCUUGAAUCAGAAGCACGGUUAAUUCGGUUACGAGCCGUCGAACCUUUAGCUGACGGUGAUCGGAAUUACAAAAAGCGUUUUGCAAAAAUAUUAGAACCUCUCGUUAAGUGGGUACAUCCGCAAAGUAUUAUUGUAACCGAUCUGACUGUAGAUAAAGGGACAUUAAAUUCUAUCGGAUUUGCUAACGUUCUCCAAUCCACUUCGAGUGAUGCAUCCCAAAAUAAUCAUACGAUAAUGGAUUAUUUACGAAGAAUUGUACCAAGAAUGUUCCAAAAUACGUUGUCGUUACUAUCUCGGCAGAUUAUUCAACAGUUUUUGGAUGAAUUGGUCUGGAGAGAGUGGUAUGGGACCACAGCCGCAGCAUGUUUCGACAAUCUUCUCCUGCAUUUGUCGGAACAAACCAGAGCCGAUACCGCAGAUUCCCUGCCCGUUCGUUUAAACAAAGUGUCGAAUAAUCCAUUUAGGAAUUGGAGUAUUAUGACAAAGGAGACGCCCCCACCUGCUGUCACUAUCAAACCAGCACCAACUCCGGUUGUUGAAACAAACACGCCCUCUGGUGGUGCCAAACGAACUUCUGGCAGACAGAGGAAAAUCAUUAAUUUCAAAUCGGAUUCUCCCUCACCCACUUUAGAAAUGCAACCCAAGCCCCCAAGAACAAUUUCACCCGAUGUACCUGAGCAGAUGGUGCACUUAGAAAAUUACUAUUACGGAACCAUUCAAGGCACCCAACAAAAUUCAACACCAAAGUUGGGGUAUAACUUAAAGUGUACAAUGUGUAAAAGUCAUUUUAGUAACAAUAUACGGCUAAUGAACCACUUGUUUUCGCACGCCCACAGUGUAACUGGAGGUAUACAACAGUGUAGAUAUUGUUUAUCUAGUGUAGGAUCACCUGAAGGUCUUGCGAAACACAUUGUAUCAUCACAUCCUUCGGAAACGCGCUUUCAAGAGGCGUACAUUUGUAUCAUCUGCGAAACACGUUUUGCUAACUCAUUCUCAUUGGGCAAGCAUCUGUCAAAGGAGCAUGUACCUGCCGAAUUACCCUAUCAGUGCGGCACAUGCAGCUACAGAUGUUCCUCACAUCGCCAAGUCAUUGAUCACUUUUACAGCGAGCAUGACAAUGGUUCAACAAUUCAGUGCCCGUUCUGUUUGAAGUCAACGAGUAUAUGUACAGCGGGCAGAGUUCUGCCACAGAAUCUUAACUAUUUCAUGCAACAUCUACAAAAACAUCAGAAAAAGACUAUGGCGAAAAAAUGUCCUAAAUGUGCCCUAUGGUUUAUACACAAAGAUACUCUCAAAGAUCACCAGAUCACCAUGCAUUCGUCACAGCGUAGCAAGUCCGGUCUGAUAUCGUGGACGCCUCCGAAGAAUGGCCUUAUGGUUCCUAAAUCAAAACAAGACAAGCAGGUGUGGGAGGACACGGAAAGGGAGAUUAAUUUCUCUAAUUUAACCAUUGUUAGUGCCCCUAGUUAUUUAGUUUGUAAAGAAUGUAAAUUCCCGAUUAACGCUUCUCAACACUUCCAGUCGUUAGAUGGUUGCCCCAGCAGAAAUUGUCAAUACUCAACGUCGUGUAAGGCAGCCAUGGAAACGCAUAUGGGCAUGUGCGAGAAACUCAACGCAUCAUUGCCCAUAUCUGUAUUGCCACAUGAAAUGUUCUGCGUGUGCGGUUAUAGUGAUGAUGACGGAAAUAUGUUGGCCAGUCAUUUAGCCAAAUGUGAACGGAAGUCUGCCUAUCCAUCGGCAGAGGAUGCGAAAAAGGCAAUUAAAACGCACAGUAUGCUCGACGUGCUUGGAUUAGUCAGGCGUCCUGAAGAACCUUCAAAUACUACGCCACAGGCUGGCGAUGCUGUAGAUGAGAAACUAGAUGAAGUACUAGAAGUGAAAAAAUCACAGACGAAGAAGACGAAACGACCUAGUAGUAAGGAAAAGAGUCUGGAUAGGAAGGAAUUGAAGCCAAGUAAAAAGUUUAAAAAGGAAAUUGGUACAUCGGACGACGUUGUCGAAAUAAACGACGAAGAGGAAAAGGAAAAUAAGGAUGUUAAACAAGAUGAAGCUGAGAACGUAACUAAAAGUUUAAAUGACGAGGAUAGUAGGAUACCUGACAAAGAAGCAGAAAGUUCUGUGGAUGAUAACAUUCCCGUUGCUAAUGACAAAGAUUUUAGUAAAGAGAAUGGAAAUGACACAGAAGAGACCAGCAAUGAAAUUGCUACUGACAAUGUUGAAACUACGAACAAUUGUAAUGAAGAAACAAACGAGACUGAUCAACAAAAUAACGAUGAAACUGCCAUAACAGAAGAAUCGACGGUGAUUAGUGGGUCAGACAGUAUGGUAAUGGAAGUAGAUAAAUGUAACGAAAGUGAAAGUAAUACAAAAGUGGAUGAACAGACUGACGAAAGUAUGGAAGUUGUUUAAAUAAGUGAUUUAUUAGGUAAUUUACCUACAUUUCAUGAAUUAAGAAACUGAGUAGUGUUCAAAAUAUUACAUUUUCGGUAAUACUGUAUAUAUGUAGCUUAGUUUUUUGGCUUUGUGUUGUUACUGACGAAGGACAAUGCAUUGAAUCUGCAAAUUUAAUGUUAAUUAUUCCAUUUAAUGUUUUCUUUCUGUUUACACUAUCAAUUUAGGGUAACACUCAUUUGCAUUGUAUGAUUUUUUAAAAAAUGUAUAUAAGACAAAAGAUUCGUUUAAUACAAACAUAAAUUCAU